CCAGAAUACAUCUGUUGCUAAGAAAGGUUGCAUGAUCAGAAGAAGUGCAAGAAGAGAAUGCAUGAUUGCUUUUCGUGAUGGGGUCUGUAAUCAGUACAGCUGCAAAUGGCAUCGGUUCUGCCCUUGGAAACGCAUUCAUAGCUCCCGUUAGGACGGUGUUUGGCGCGUCAUGCGAGGGCAUUUGUUCAGGAACAUGGGACAUAGUCUGCUUUAUUGAGCACCUAUGUAUAUCCAGUCUGGUGAAACUGUUCAUGGUCGCAGUCCUCACGUACAUAAUUCUGCUCUUCAUCUACCUCCUAUUUCAAGUGGGAAUCAUCCAAUGCAUAGGGAGAAGCCUCUGUAAGAUGACAUGGGCAGCGUGCGAGACCUAUUGGACUGCAUUGGGAGAAGUUAGUUGUUUCUUGUGGCACAAGCUGAAGAACACCAAGCGUGUGUAUCGCCGCCGAUUUGAAGGCAUGGAAGAAGGAUACAGUUCUAGCAGUGAUGAUGACUCCUUUGUGGAGAACUAUGGAAGCAUAAAAGUUACUAGGAAGCGAAGGUCGGCAAGGGAGAGAAGAAACCAUCGUUUGCGAAAAUCAUUGUAUCCUAUAAGGCAGAGUUCAAAAUUAAGAAGUUAUGGGAGUGGUAGCCACCAUCAUGUGAAGUUGAAAACAAGAGAGGUCUCUGUACAUGUCAAGGGUUCUAGGAGAAUUGGGAACUCAAGGCAGCUUCAUCUGACAAACAUGUCCCACUACAAUGGAAAGCAGCUCUUUAAGAGGGGAAGAAGAUGGUGAAGAAUAUUUAUGCUUCUAGCAACAGAAGUAUAUUUUCUUAUUACAAACCAUUGCUAAUAUGCUGUGGGCUGUCAUUGUUCAUGUACAAUAAAAACUUGAUUCUGCAAUUCAGGACUGAAUUCAGGAAAAGUCAGAACUAGACACAUAUAAUGACAUGUUUAGGUGAAGGGAGUGGACUACUAUAUAUAGGAGAUCAUUUUCUAAUUUAUUAUUCUAUA
Phoenix dactylifera (date palm) is the source of this 991-nucleotide messenger RNA. RefSeq lists its product as uncharacterized. The record is from RefSeq and is a predicted model, not a curated record. Lineage: Eukaryota; Viridiplantae; Streptophyta; Magnoliopsida; Arecales; Arecaceae.